UAUUUUUUUUUUCAAUUGUGUUUAGUGUUUUCAGAUCAACCCACAAAUGUGGGGGCAGAAGAGGAAAGCGAGUGUGCAAAAUCCUCAGAAUUAGGUUGAAAGAGUGCGCAUCCUUAAAUGCUCCCAUUUCCAGAAUUGAAUUGACUUGAAUUUACAGUUGUUGUAUUUAUAUGGUAAUGAGAUGUCAGAAAACGAAGAUUUUAACGACACCGAAGCAGAAGCGGAGCUCAGCGAUGAGCAGAAGGUGGAGAUUGCCAAAUGGUUCCUCCUUAACUCCCCCGCCGGCGAAAUUCAAUACGUUGCCAAAGAUAUUCGAGCAGUGUUGAACGAUGAGAAUGUGUAUACGAUGGCGGCUGAAGAGGCAUUUCCCUUGUACAACAAGUCGCACUUGAUUUGCCUCCAAUUGCCCAACCGAGCUGGAGAUGUGUUGAUUACAUCAUUUGGAGAGAUUAGUAAAAAUGAGUAUAUUGAUCCUAGGACUGCCAAUGUUGCAAUAGUUGACCAUGUCAAACAAGUAUGUAAAGAGGUUAGACCAGCAAGUGAUGAGGAACUUCCAUCAGCAUAUGUUGAAGAUUAUCGAUGUGCCUUGGAAGCAGAAGCAACGAAGUAUGUCAGUGAAGCAUAUCCAAAAGGUGUCUGUGCAGUAUACUGUACCAAAGGAAAGGACGUGGAAGAACAAGGAUCUAACUUCGAGCUUGUUGUAGUGAUUUCAGCUGCUAGACUCAGCCCUCAGAAUUUUUGCAAUGGUAGUUGGCGAUCAAUAUGGAGUGUUGAGUUUAAAGAUGAGGUACAAAUGGUGGAAGUGAGAGGGAGAAUGCAGGUUGGUGCGCACUACUUUGAAGAGGGAAAUGUCCAGUUUGAUGCAAAACAUGAAUGCAAGGAUACAACAUUAAUUCAGUCCCCAGAUGAUAGUGCCAUGUCCUUGGUCCACAUUAUUCGACAGCAUGAAACUGAGUAUCUGAAUUCUCUUCAGAAAUCCUAUUUGAAUUUGUCAGAUACUACUUUCAAGGACCUCCGAAGGAAGCUUCCUGUGACUCGGACAUUAUUCCCGUGGCACAGCACUAUGCAGUUCAACCUUGUGAAAGACAUUACCAAAGAACUUGGACUCGGAAAAUAGAAGCAUUUGUGUCGUGUUUACGUAAAUAUUAUUGGAACACAACAAGACUUUUUCUUAAAUAGGGCAACUUCUCUUUCCCGAGUUUGCGAGUUUACAUCCUUCUUCUUCCUUCAUCUGGUGUAUUUCUUCUAGAGACUUCCAUUUUCUUUGUUCCUUGAAUUGCUUCAUGGAUGUGGGUUGUCUUGUCUUGUGGAGAUGAAAGUAUUUCCUUUGAGUUGAACUAUGAUACAUAUAUUGUUGAGAAUUGUAAAGCAUUAAAAGGAUUGCCCUUAUUUUCA
This is a messenger RNA of Ipomoea nil (Japanese morning glory), 1395 nucleotides long. Its product is annotated as F-actin-capping protein subunit alpha. The record is from RefSeq and is a predicted model, not a curated record. The transcript is spliced from 10 exons. Gene Ontology annotation, molecular function: actin filament binding. Gene Ontology annotation, biological process: barbed-end actin filament capping; actin cytoskeleton organization. Gene Ontology annotation, cellular component: actin cortical patch; F-actin capping protein complex. NCBI's taxonomy places the organism in Eukaryota, Viridiplantae, Streptophyta, Magnoliopsida, Solanales, Convolvulaceae. The coding region runs from base 182 to 1117 and encodes 311 amino acids.